Molecule: messenger RNA, 2492 nt
Organism: Chelmon rostratus (copperband butterflyfish)
Lineage: Eukaryota; Metazoa; Chordata; Actinopteri; Chaetodontiformes; Chaetodontidae
Product: kynurenine--oxoglutarate transaminase 1-like
Exons: 13
Coding region: 169-1503 (444 amino acids)
Biological process (GO): biosynthetic process
Cellular component (GO): cytoplasm; mitochondrion
Molecular function (GO): pyridoxal phosphate binding; L-kynurenine:2-oxoglutarate transaminase activity
Source: RefSeq, a predicted model, not a curated record
CAAAGGGGAGUUACAAGUACUUGACUUCCCAGGAUCAUUUCAUUUUAAUUAAAAUAACAUAUCCCCAGGUUCCGCGGAUCUUUAUAUAAAACAAACAUCCGUAGUGUACCGUCAUCUCUUCUGCUAAUAUAAGACUGUGCUUCUUUCUGAAGCGAUGAUCAUCCGUUGAUGGGAAUAAUCAGGACUCUUGCCACAAACUUGACAGUAAUUCAUCGGAGUUCAAACCUUCACAAGAAAAUCAUGUCAAGACGACUUCAUGCAAGCAGAACAGACGGUGUCGAUAAAAACGUUUGGGUUGAAUUCACCCAACUGGCAGCAGACUAUAAAGCAGUGAACCUUGGACAGGGAUUUCCUGACUUCUCCCCUCCCAAGUUUGUCCAGGAGGCUUUCUGCAAUGCUCUGAAUGGAGGACCCCUAAUGCACCAGUAUACCCGAGCUUUUGGCCACCCCCCUCUUGUAAAAAGUCUGGCUAAAUUCUUCAGUAGGAUCGUGGGAUAUGAGAUUGAUCCCUUUGAAGACGUCCUGGUCACAGUUGGAGCUUAUCAGGCUCUCUUCUCUGCAUUUCAAGCUGUGGUUGAAGAAGGGGAUGAGGUCAUAAUUGUUGAACCGUUCUUUGACUGCUACCAGCCCAUGGUGAAGAUGGCUGGAGGAAAGGGAGUGUAUGUACCUCUGAGGCCGAAAGCUGAGGGAGGAGCCGUCCUGUCAAGUGGAGACUGGGUUCUGUCUGCUGAGGAGCUGGCCAGUAAAUUCACUCCACGCACCAAAGCCAUCGUCAUCAACACUCCCAACAACCCAUUAGGCAAAGUUUACAAGCGUGAAGAGCUCCAAAUGAUCGCUGAUUUGUGCAUCAAACAUGACGUGCUAUGCAUCAGUGACGAGGUGUACGAGUGGCUGACUUAUGAUGGGGCCGAGCAUGUAAAGAUAGCCAGCCUUCCUGGGAUGUGGGAGCGAACCAUCACCAUUGGCAGCGCUGGAAAGACCUUUAGUGCUACUGGCUGGAAGCUUGGCUGGGCCAUCAGCUCCAGGCAUAUCAUUAAACACAUGAAAAUCAUCCACCAGAACGCUAUUUACCACUGUCCCACAGCUGCUCAGGAGGCAGUGGCUCAGGGAUUUGAGAGAGAAUACGAGCUGUUUGGGACUCCGGAGAGCUACUUCCAGCAGCUGCCUGCGAUGCUGCAGCACAAGAGGAAGAGGCUGGCCUCGUGUCUGGAGAGUGUGGGUUUGCAGCCCAUCAUGCCGGAGGGAGGCUAUUUUAUGAUCACAGACAUCUCCUCUGUCAAGGUGGACUACACAGACCGGAGCUCUGAGGGUGAACCCAAUGACUUCAGAUUUGUUAAAUGGCUAACUAAGGAGAAGGGUUUGGCAACAAUUCCCGUCUCUGCAUUCUACAGUCCGGAGCACAGCAAGGAGUUUGACAAAUACAUCCGAUUCUGUUUCGUCAAGGAGGACUCCACCCUGGAUGCAGCAGAGGACAUCUUGAGAAAGUGGAGUCAGGGACAGUAAAUCCGUCCAUGAUAAGCAGUGUUACCGUCCGUACAGAUUUCAGCAGGCAGCAGAAACAGACUUGUUUCCUCAGUUCAAUCAAGCCAUGUUGAGUGUUUCUGUGUGUGAUUGCAUCACAAUGGGGUACUUUUCCCUAGCGUCCACUUCCAGCUUAUCCUUACACUGCAAUUGUAAAAACACUCUGACUUUGAGAAAAAAUUAUGUUGAAUGCUUCUGUUCAAUGCAUUCAAACAGAAAACUGUGAAAUAAAUAUUUCUCAAUAUUCUAUUUAUCAGUAGAGAUAUUAUUUUGAUUCAAACUCAGAAAUAUUUGAAUAAAGCUCUUAAAUUUACAUGUUCUCUUUUUCAGCAUCUCUGUUCUGUAGCUUCAUUAGCUCAGUGUUGGGCUCAUGCCUACAGGAAGGUGUAUAUUACAGUCUGUGGGUGGCCACAUAAACAGCAUGAAAAUGUACAAGAGGUAUCUUAUAUCCAGAUACAUACAAAUUUAAAGAAAGCUAUUUCAGAGAAUUACAGCCUGAACUGAGUUUUAAUCAUAAUUAAUGAAAUCUGACCAACAGGGUCAAUAACAGUGCUUGUAAAGGUGCUUGAUUCCAGGUGUGUCCACGUUGACAUGCAUUUACAAUUUUCUUCUUACACAUUUAAUACUGUAUGUGAAUUAGUGGCCGACAGUGGUGGAAAGCAAGAAAUCACAUUUUCUCAAGUCCUGUGUACAAUAGUACAAUUCAGAGUUGUUUGCAUUUUAGUUCAGUUUUUCCAUUUUCUGCUACUUGAGACUAAAUACUCCAUAGACUAAAACUACGUUUCAGAGGGAAAUAUUGUACUUUACAUUUAUUACAUACAUACACUACAUUUAUUUGAUGACUUAAGUGACUUUUCAUAUUCAAAUUAAUAAUACAAAAUAUAAUCAACAAGUAAAUUAUGGUGUAAUAUUAUAAAAAACUGUAAAAAAAAACUAUAAAACUGUAUUGAUACUGAGAGGGAAAUAAACAA